Molecule: messenger RNA, 1107 nt
Organism: Saccoglossus kowalevskii
Lineage: Eukaryota; Metazoa; Hemichordata; Enteropneusta; Harrimaniidae
Product: beta-1,3-galactosyltransferase 1-like
Biological process (GO): protein O-linked glycosylation
Cellular component (GO): Golgi membrane
Molecular function (GO): N-acetyl-beta-D-glucosaminide beta-(1,3)-galactosyltransferase activity
Source: RefSeq, a predicted model, not a curated record
AUGGUUGCUCAAGGAAGAUUUUUGUCAAAUUUUCUGCUGCUAUUUGUGCUAGCGUUGGCAAAUAUUAUCGUAUUUUUGUACUUCACCCAUCCAACUUUAUUGAACUUGAGACAUGAAACACCAAAUGAUGUGUUGCGAAGUAAUCAGAAUUUGCUUGACACAAUGUUAAGUAACACUUUAGACAACGGCACUGUGUUCCAUGAAUCCAAGCAGUCAAGUGAAAGCGGCAAUGAUAAAAAAGAAAGUCAACCGUCAGUUAACCAGUUCCCCAUUGAUUUAAAAAAAAGACCAAUAUUGGCACAUGAUUUUAAACUUGUGAUCAACCAUCCAGAUAAGUGUAUGAAUCCAGAUGGCACACCUGCUGAAGUGUUUCUCUUGGUACUCAUCAACUCAAUACAUAGGAAUUUUGAGCAAAGACAAGCAAUCCGAGACACUUGGGGAAACCCUACUAUGGUGAAUGGUCAGCGAAUUAUAACAAUGUUUCUUCUAGCAAAAGUACAUGAUGACAAACUCCAGGCCUUGGUUCUCCAAGAGAAUGAGAGAUUUGGGGAUCUUUUGAUGGAAGAUUUUGACGAUACUUACAUGAACUUAACAUUGAAAAGCAUAAUGGGUUUCAAAUGGGCGAAUAAUUAUUGCUCUCACGCGAGAUAUGGCAUGAAAACAGAUGAUGAUAUGUUUGUCAAUUAUGAAACACUUGUCAAGCUUUUAAUUGACUCACUUGACAAAGAAUUUGCAGUGGGAUUUCUUAUAAAUGGUUCUCCCAUCAGGGACGUUAAAAGUAAAUGGUACAUGUCUCGCGAUGUCUAUCCUGAUAGUAAAUAUCCACCGUUUCUUUCGGGUACUGGCUAUGUCAUGUCAAUGGAUGUUAUGUGUAAUACUUAUAAAGUUGCAUUAGAGACGCCAUUUCUAUAUCUUGAAGAUGUGUUUGUUGCUGUCUGCUGGAAUAAACUUGGCAUUGUGCCAAGAAAACAUCCUGAGUUUCACAACUGGAAAAAAGUUUACUCACUUUGUCGCUAUCGUAAGAUAAUAACAUCACAUAUGGUCACGCCUAACGAGAUGUACAGAAUAUGGCGUGACAUGGCAGCAAAGAAGAGCAUUUCGUGUUAA